Diplodia corticola is the source of this 1476-nucleotide messenger RNA. RefSeq names its product het domain-containing protein. The record is from RefSeq and is a predicted model, not a curated record. The transcript has 2 exons. The coding region runs from base 1 to 1476 and encodes 491 amino acids. Lineage: Eukaryota; Fungi; Ascomycota; Dothideomycetes; Botryosphaeriales; Botryosphaeriaceae.
AUGCGACUGUUGAAUACGUCCACUCUGACCCUGCAUUAUUUCCCGGCUGACCCACCGCCCUACGCCAUCCUUUCCCACACCUGGGGUGACCAAGAGGUGACCUUCCAAGAAUGGCUCGCGAAAGACAGGGACCAGGCCAUCCAAAUGAAAAGCGGCUUCCUGAAGGUUGAAAGCUUCUGCGGGAAAGCCGCCGAGGCAGGCUACCAGUGGGCGUGGGCUGAUACCUGCUGUAUCGACAAGUCCAGCAGUGCCGAGCUUUCUGAGUCCAUCAAUUCCAUGUUCCGCUGGUACAGAUCUUCAUGCGCGUGCUUCGUCUACCUAAGUGACGUCUCCGAUAACAGAAUCGCCUUGGACAGCGAAUUUGCUCAGAGUCGAUGGUUUACAAGGGGCUGGACUCUGCAAGAGCUCAUUGCCCCCGCCACCGUCAUCUUCUACAGUAGAGACUGGCUUCACAUGGGCACCAAGGGGGAUCAUUACCGAAUAAUCUCUUACAUCACUGGCAUCGGCAAACGCAGCCUCCUCCGUUUCCAACAAGACAGAUCCGUCAGCAUCGCCUCCCGCAUGUCCUGGGCGUCGAAGCGGCAAACGACGCGCCUGGAAGACACAGCCUACUGCCUGAUGGGCAUCGUCGGCGUCAACAUGCCCCUGCUCUACGGCGAGGGCCACAAAGCCUUCCAGCGCCUGCAGGAGGAAAUUAUGAAGGUCUCCGACGAUCAGUCCCUCCUCGCCUGGACCCCGCUGGAGCCCUCGCCGGCACCCGACGACGACGCGCGCGACCAAAUCUGCCACGGCUACCGCGGCGUCCUCGCCGAGACGCCCCAGCAGUUCUCGCCCAACAUCCGCAACCGGCGGCCGGCGGCCGGCUUCCACUACUGGCGCACGCCGUACAUGAUGACGAACAAGGGCCUCCAGAUCAAGCUGCCGCUCGUCCCGUCCGCCUCGCACAGCAGCACCGUCUUCCACGCCAUCCUCGACUGCACCACGCGCGAGCCGAGUUCGCCCGACUACACCGUCUUACACGGCGUCGGCGUCCCGCUCGUGUGCGUCUCCGACGACGGCACGCAGUUCGGCCGCGUCGAGGGCUGGCCGCUGCGCACCUUCGACUUCUCCCGCCGCAGGACCGAGGGCCUCAUCCGCCAGAUUUACAUCCGCCAGCACGCCGGCCUCCAGCCGUGGGUCCCCGCGCACUUGCUUUUCCGGCGCGCGCGGAACGAUGAGUUGGCUAGCUCGAGCAGGAGCGUUUCCGGCCAGUCGGUCGGCGAGGUGGACGAUCCUCAUUGCGAGGUUGUUCGCGCUGUCACUGUCGAGGUGUUGGUGCUGUGCGGUGUUUAUGCGUUUUGCGGCUGCGUUGAGAGACUCGUCGGUGGCGUCGGGCUGGCUGGGGAGGCGUCGACGAAGCAGCGCCGCAUUUUCGAAGACUUCCGAGGGCGUUCGGCGAAGGAAGAGGGUCCCUUGGCCCGGUACGCCGUUUUGUAG